GACUUCAUCACAAAAAAAAAAAACAUAGACUUCAUCUUCUUCUUCAACACUUGUUGAGUCAACACAACAGCUUUCUUUCUGUACUUCUUCUUUUCUCAUCUCAUCUCAUCUCAACUCUUCUUCUUCUGUCUAUCCUCCCUCCCUUUUCUGUAACUAAACGAUGAGCUUAUCAUCUUGUUGGAGUCGCCCUAAGCAAAAAUCUGUAGAAAAUAAAACUCUUCCAAUGAUCAGUCUCACGGAUCCUCCUCCGACAAGACCCGCCCAAAACCCUAACACUAACCCUAGCUCCGUCCAAGCCGAUUCGAUAAUCUCAUCGCUCCUUUCAUUUCCCUCUUCCACUCCUUUCUCCAUCGCCUGCUCCUUCGAUCGUGAGCUCGAGAACGCUCUCGCCUCUGCUUCAGACGACGCCUCUGUUCAGGAUCGUCUCCUGAAUCGAACUAUCUAUCUCGCGUCGGUUCUUCUAGAAUCCACUAAACGACGCUUCCGCGAGAGAGCUUCUGCUCACAACGCCCUUUCGUGGGUCCUCCCUCCCGAACUCACAGUCAAGGUGUUUUCGAAGCUUGAUACAAAGUCUUUGAUGCAAGUGGCGGCGUGCUGCACCGUGUUUAACAAAUGUGCUAUGGAUCGUUCCUCUUACGCCCACAUCGACUUGACUACAGCUACCAGACAAGCUGAUAACGAAGUUGUAUGUACCAUGAUCCAUCGUGCUGGUAAAGAACUCAGAUCCAUCAAGCUUGGUCAUGUUAUUCGGCGAUAUGGACCUGAACCUAAUCCAAUGUGUUUUAAUGGACCUUUUCUUUACUCACUCUCCUAUAAUUAUGGUUUUCUUGGGAGGCAAUUGAGAAGCCUACGGCUUUACAAUAUCGGACCGAUGAACUACAAUUCAUUAAGCAACGUGUUGUCAGUUUGUUCGAGUCUCACUGAUCUGAGGAUUGUUGGAUCUUGUGUAUUUACGCAUCUAUUUAUGACCCUGUCAAAAAAAUGUCGUCUGAUAGAGCACCUGUGCUUAGUGAGCUCUCACCCCGUAGGUACAAUAGACGCGUCAGCAGGUUCACACUUGAUAGAGUUGGUGACCAAGUCCCCCUACUUAACUUCUCUAACACUCGUAGGUUUUCAACUAACCAAUGAAAUGGCCCGAAAUAUUGUUGAGAAUUCUCGAAGACUGAAGUAUCUGAAUUUGUCCAGAUCGCCUAAAAUCAAUGGUCAUUUUUUGAGGGAUUUGGGAAAUAGCUGCAAAGAGAGUCCACUUAAGACUCUAAUAAUGCGCAACUGCGUUAAACUAGAGGAGACAGAAGUCUUGGAACUUUGUAACUCCUUAAUGAAAGGAAACUUCAAAUUCAUUCGUCACAUUGAUGUUUCAAGCAACAACGGCUUAGUUUCUGAUGGUGGCGUGAGAUCUAGAUCUUACAACCCUACGUUUCCUCUGGAGAAGCUGAAAGAAGAAAGACCAGAUGUGACACUUGUGGCGGAUUUUCCAUUAGAAAGGUCAGGGAAGCGUUAUCUUGUGGAAGGGGAUGACGAAGAGCUGAGGGAGAUAGAGAUGAUGGAAGCCAAGAACGAUGAAGUUGAUGAUGAUGAUGAUGACGACUCGUUUGACGAUGACGAUGAUUGAUGAUUGGAGGAAUUGUUAAUCAAUAUAUACCAGCACGACCCGACAUAUAAAUGUUCUACCAAAGCUCUUUGCAACAUUUCUUGUCAUCAAACCUUGAGCUACAUUGCUAUGAUGAUGUUUUUUCCUCCAUCUAAAACCCUAAACUCUGGUUCCCUUCUUGUUGUUUCCCUAUUUUCUCAUUCCCCUUUGUUUCCUGAAUGCCCUUCGACUUCUAUUAGCUGCUGCUCCUUUGAUCAGGCAGGGGUUUGGUCAAGCUAUCUAUCUCCUCUGCUUCUGGUGAUGAUGACACAGUUCAUGAUUGUCUCAUCGAUCCUGAACUAUUUUGAAGUUAUUGUGUGAACUCUUAUUAUGAGUUGGUAUGUUCUGUGAA
Molecule: messenger RNA, 1982 nt
Organism: Raphanus sativus (radish)
Lineage: Eukaryota; Viridiplantae; Streptophyta; Magnoliopsida; Brassicales; Brassicaceae
Product: F-box protein SKIP17-like
Exons: 12
Coding region: 161-1612 (483 amino acids)
Molecular function (GO): protein binding
Source: RefSeq, a predicted model, not a curated record